Gekko japonicus is the source of this 3042-nucleotide messenger RNA. RefSeq names its product nesprin-2-like. Lineage: Eukaryota; Metazoa; Chordata; Lepidosauria; Squamata; Gekkonidae. The annotation marks the transcript as partial. The record is from RefSeq and is a predicted model, not a curated record. The transcript has 20 exons.
AUGGCAGGCAUCCGACAGUCAGCUGGCAACACGGCCUGGGUCGUAUCAGCGGAGCACAGGCUAUUCAAUCAUGAGGCAUCCGUCUUGGGAAAUGGACCUCCCGAUCUCAUCACAAAGGACCCGGUGGGUGACAAGUGGCGGUACUUGGAAGAAGAGCUGCUGUUCAAGAUGAGGCCACCUCACGGCCAACUCACUGAACCUCAGAUCACUACCAAAAUAAAUAUCCUGCCCAAGGGUGCUGCAUCGAGUGUAAGAACUCCAACGGUUGAGGAGCUGAAAAGAUAUACCGCGCAGCUCGGCAAUCUCAGUCAAGAAGCAUCUGUCCAGACCCAGGAGAACACAACAGGGGAAGUUUCCUUGAGUUUAGACCAGAAACUCUUUGAGCUGCUUCUGGCUAUCAGUCGCUGCCUGAACAACAUGGAGCAGAUGUUAAACACCUGCGUGCUCACCAGCGAAGCCGUGCAGCAGGAGGUAUAUGAGACCCUCUCUGUGGAGCUGCAGAAACUUCAUGCCGAUAUCGGUCAAAAGAAGGACGAUCUUUUGAAGUCUGUAACCUCUGCUGGCGGCAGCCCUGAUCGGUUCUCCCAGUGUUUUAGCAACCUGCAGGCAUGGCUGCAGUCGACGCAAGAAGCCACUGCUUCUAGGGGUAAAUCUAUGAAAGCCGAGCUGGACUAUCACAACAAUUUUCAGAACCAAAUCAGGCUAUUGUACGAUGCCUUGAUUGAGAAAAAAUCCAGGCUGCAGCAGUCCUUCAGCGCUCUGAGCGGGCACGGCGUUUCCGAGCAGCUCCAGAAAAUCGACACCCACGAGCUGGAAGAACUGCAGAACUUUGAGACACAGACAGCAAAACUGCGAGUUCACGCAGAGAGACUUAAGUUGCCUGUUGCCCUGACCCAUGACGUUUAUAAAUUGGAGGAUGUGCUAGAUGACCUUUGGGGGACCCUAAGAGCUAAACAAAGGGAGCUAACCCCUCCGUUUAUUAGCGAACGACAGUAUGAACCUUUGUUACGUGGACUAAGGGAACUCGUAGAUCUCGGACAAGAGAAAGUCGCCCAGGUGACGGAUCUGAAAGCGACCAGUCGACCAAAUUUGCAGCUUCAUCUGCAAGAUCACAAGAAUUUUUUCCGCAAGUUGAACGCUCACAUGCUGCUUGUGGAAAUGUGCUUCAAAAGAGUGGCACCUUCUCUGUUGCAAAAGAGAGAGAAACUCUGGAAGGAACUGGUUGAGGAGAUCAAAUCUUUAGAGCAGCAGGCGGUCCAACAGGGAACCCGUUUGGAGAGACAGUUGCAGGACUGGAUAGAAUUUGAUAAGACUUACACCUCUUUCUGCCAAAAACUAGAGGCACUGUCGUCUUCUGUGCCUUCUGUAACUCUGGUGGAAGAAACGGAAGAAAGGUUAAUGGAAAGGUCUGGACUUCUCCAGGACUGGAUAGAAUUUGAUAAGACUUACACCUCUUUCUGCCAAAAACUAGAGGCACUGUCGUCUUCUGUGCCUUCUGUAACUCUGGUGGAAGAAACGGAAGAAAGGUUAAUGGAAAGGUCUGGACUUCUCCAGCAACUCAAAAGGAACGUGGAAGAAGAACAGGGAAGGUAUCAUCAGAUACUGAAAGAAGGGAAGAAAUUAUUGGAGCUCACAAAUUGCCCUGAGUUGGAAAAUCAGGUUGGGAAAUUAGAAGACCAGUGGACAUCUCUUUCCAAAAAAGUGGGUCAUGAGCUACAGAGACUUGAGACUUUGUUCAGACUCUUGACCAGUUACAACCGAGAUUCGAAGGAGCUGGAGAAGUGGUUGGAGUCUGCUCAGCAGAGGGUGAAUUUCUGGAAGGAGCAAUCUCUCAGUGCAUCCCAGGACCUGAACACUGUCAGCCACAAUAUCCACAGCUUACUGGCAUUCUUAAAAGAGGUUGAUGGUAAAUCUUCCUUGAAAUCAUCGGUCGUCAGUACUGGCAAUCAGCUUUUGCUUAUUAAGGAGUCCGAUGCAGCCAUGUUGCGAUCAGUUUUGGCAGAAUUUGAGCAGAAGUGGGCAGAUCUGAUAUCUCAACUUCCAAGCAUCCAAGAGAAGUUUCACCAGCUCCUGAUGGCCAAGCUGCCUUCCAGUGAGGCCAUCACAGAAUUAAUUGCCUGGAUGAACCACGUAGACCAAGAAAGACACCGCGAGGCCUCUGUAAAUUCACUGAGUACCACCUGCCAAGUGAAGGACCUUCUCAAGAAGAACAGGGAAUACCUGAUGGAAAUGAACUUUAAACAGUGGGUAGUUGAUUAUGUCAACCAGUCGCUACUGCAGAUGACGACUUGCGACGUAGAAAGCAAGCGAUACGAGAGGAUGGCCUUUGCAGAGCGUCUCGGAGAAAUGAAUCUGCGAUGGCACAGGCUGCAGGGGUCUCUGAACAAAAAGGCACUAGAAAGCCAGCUGGCCACUAAAUCGGAGGAUAUGGAUCAGCUGAAACAAGCUUUAGGUGACUGCACAGAACUUCCUGAGGAGGUUGUGUCAAGAAUCGACGAAUUGGAUCAACAGAGGAGCAGAGUUGUCAACCAGGUGGCUGCGCUGAAGUCCUCGACCCAGACGUCUGUAGAGCGGUGGAAGCUUUAUGAUGAAGCCUGGGAAGAAGUGAAGUCCGCCCUUACCGGAGCUUCCUAUUGCGCGGAGCACAGCAGGCCUCCUGUGAUUACGCUGGGGACCCUGAGGAGCCAGGUGGAAAGCCUCCAGUCUCUUCAAGAUAAAGCAGAGGGUAGUGAAGAGCUCUGGGCUAGACUCCAAGCUACUGGUGAUAAUCUGAAGAAGUUGUGUGAUCCCACGUGUUCGGACGUUAUUGACCAGAAAUACAAGGAGGCGCAUACAAGGUGGGUGCUGAUCAACCAAGACAUAGCAGAUCAGCUGCAGAAAGCCCAAACUUCUUUGCAACUUUGGGAAUCGUACGCUGGCUUACACGCUGAGUUGACGGCCAAGCUGGACAAGCACGAAGAGCAGUGCACUUCCCUUUUGGUGGCUACCGUCCCUGCGAGCGGCACGAUGGACUUCCUGAGGCAGAAGUCGCAGACUAUCGAA